Molecule: messenger RNA, 2448 nt
Organism: Rasamsonia emersonii CBS 393.64
Lineage: Eukaryota; Fungi; Ascomycota; Eurotiomycetes; Eurotiales; Trichocomaceae
Exons: 2
Coding region: 1-2448 (815 amino acids)
Biological process (GO): regulation of transcription by RNA polymerase II
Cellular component (GO): SAGA complex
Molecular function (GO): transcription coregulator activity
Source: RefSeq, a predicted model, not a curated record
AUGGCAACCGCCGUCUCCAAACCGGCCGCCUCCCAAACCCCGAAAAUGAAGCGUCCUCCGCCGCCGUUAUCACAGACUGGAGUUAAUGGCAUCAAACCAUCCCAGUCUUCGUCCUCUUCUCCCUCCAUGACGUCGAAGCGUCUCCCCGGCACGAGUCAACCAUCCUCAGCGAAUUCCGCGAGUGGCACUGCGGCGAACAGCGCUAAUAACCGUCCUGUGAACCGCGCGAGAAAAGAUGCUCAGAAGCCGGGAGAAGCAUUGCCGUCGCGGCCACAAAGGCCUUCGACGAGAACUUCGGCGGAGUUGGAUCGUCGAGUGGCCAAGAUACCUCCCGAACCAUAUGGCUGUCUCAUUGUCAAAGUUGUGGAUCACAAGUCCGUGUCAGCUCAAGCCAGCAAGUCGACUAGUUCGUCCACGGAUGAGAAGAACACGCCCUUUUCCAUCCACAACUACAAUCAGCACGUCACCCCUUCCCCAUUGGUUCCGUAUCCUAAGCAGAAUCAAAUCAAGGUGGAUUCACCAAAGGCGACAGAGAAAUCUGCAAGGAAGGAGUCAGAUUCCGCCGCAGAAUCUGCUGAUGGGAAAAAGGAGAAUGAGCCUGCGGACAAAUCCGCAGAAGCCUCACCUGAAAAACAGCCUCCUCCCAAGCCCAGAGUUUUCACCACCGUUCUUCACCCAACCCCACGUUCCCUUCUGGCGGAGCUGACUUUUCUCGCUACGACACCGGACCCGAGAGCUGUAAACAAGAAGCAAUCUGGCUCACAGGGGACCCUGAAGACCCAGUCUUCAUCUGCCGCUUCCCAGACAUCGUCUUCAUCGACUGCCGCGGGUCCUCCUCCCAAGAGACAGAAGAUGCUCGUUGAACCGCAGGAACUUCCUGAAUGCGAAUCAAAGUUGAUCAGAGCAUUGGCACCUCCUCUGUACCUGGAGCCCGUGGACAGUCUGGAGGCUGCUCAGAAUUUGCUUAGGUUCUUGGAUAGUCCUCUCCAUCGUGAUAGACCGCCCUCACCGAAGAGGAGGAAACGAACGGUCGCAGAACUCGCUGCUGACGAGGCCCUCGCUGCUGAAGAGGAGAGAUUCAUGCUUAUUAUGGACGAAAGACUGGAGCCAACCGCGUCAGCCGCGGCUGGUGGUCCCAAGUCUGCUGUGGACGAAGCUGCUGGCGCGGCACCUUUCGAGCCACGCUUCUCUAGAUUUAAAACGAUCGAGAGUAUCCGUAUUCAGCACGAGGAGAAGGCCAAACGGGAGCAUGAGCGAAAGCUACAGCAGGAGCAUGCCAAGAGACAACAGCAAGAACAAGAAAGGGAGCGGCGUCGCCUUUUGGAACAACGUCAAGCUGAGGAACAUGCUAGGGAGGAGGCUCGACGCCAGCAGCUGGCCGCUCAACAAGCGCAGGCGCAACUUGCAGCUCAGCAACAGAAUAGACAUGCAAUGGCCCAGGCAAACGGCAUAUCCCAGGUGUCCCAAGGUCAAAUGUCAUCGCCAGUGGUGCGCAACCAGACCCCACAUAAUACUUCGUCACCGGUUGUCGGAGCCAACAUGGGCACACAGGCUGCUGUCUCGAUGAGUAUGAGCGCUUCAGCUCAAGGGGCUGGCAGUCCUCAGAGGCCGCCUUCGACGCUACAACAUUCGCAUCCAGGGGUAAUGGGUCAUCCAAUGGCUCCUUCGAGGAGCCAGCAAAGCCAAAGCCGGCAUGGGACACCUCAGAUGACCCAAGGAACACCUGCAAUGUCACAUGCUACUCCUGUGAUGCGUAACGUCACUCCAACCCAGCGUAUGAGCCAUGGCAGUCCUCCCAAUACAUCGAUGACGCAAACACCCGUAAUGGGCCAUGCUAUGAUGGGAACGCCUCAAAUGGGAGGUGGAAUGGGGCUCACGCCUCAGCAACAGCAAAUGUUGUUGCAGCAGCGACAACAGCAGAUGCUAGCGCAGCAGGGCCACGCUGGUCAUGGGCAAUUUACGCCCCAACAGCUCGCUCAGAUGCAGGCAAACGCGCAUGCUCAGCAGAGCAUUCAGUCUCAUCAACAGCAGAUGCUACAACAACAUCAGGCCCAGCAGAAUCAGCAUGCCCAGCAGCAGCAACAACAUAAUAUGCAGCAACUGCAGAAUCAACAGGCUUACCAGGCGCAAUUAAUGCGCACACAGCUUGUUCAGAUGCAAAUGGCACAACAGAAACAGCAACAGCAGCAGCAGCAGCAGCAGGGCCAAGGUAACACCCCUCAGAUGACUCUACACCAGCAACAGCAACAGCAGAUGCUUAUGGCAGCCGCGCAAGCCAACGGUGGUCAUCUCUCGACAGAACGCACAGUUUUCGCAGCGUUACCAGCAACUGUACCAGCAGCGACUCCUCCGAUUGCGACAAGAUAUGGCCCAACGGUUGAUGGCGCAAUACGGACCACCUCCUCAGUAUCCGCCGCAUAUUGCGCAGCAAUAUGGUCCGGGGCUUGA